AUCGCCCACAAUGCACCACGCGGGCCCCGGCUCGCGGGAUGGGCUAUAUGAUUACCGGCGGUCUAGUUCGCCUGGCGGCGGAGGGGAAAAAGGCUGUUGCCAAGCCUUUACAGGCAGAAGCACUGGACAGCCGCGGGCGCACCUGUUACGUUCAGGGGACCGUGAAGGCCGCCAAAUCAAUGAAAAAAAGAAUCGUAAAGAAGAGGCGACUCUCAAACCGGAAACGCUAAUGGAGUUCUGAAUCACGUGGUGCACACGUGCCAAAGGCCCACGAUAAAGAAACUAAAACGGGGGCUUCCCUAUCCUGGUCUCCGGGCUUGGUGAGCCGCGACUUCCGCCCAUGUCCAAGAUGGCAGCGGGGUGGCCUUCCUAACCCGGACGUAGUCUGGCGGCGCCUGACGGAGUCGGGGCUGGAAGAAGGUGGAGUGGCUAAGAAACAGCAAAUGGGACGCUGGCGCUGGGGUGUCAGCCAUGGACUGGAAAGAAGUCCUUCGCCGGCGGUUAGCGACGCCCAACACAGAUCCAAACAGGCAGCUGAAAUUGUCUGGAGUAAAGCAGGACUAUGAAAAAAAAAGUGAACAAGAAUUAAAAGAUGAAGAAAUGGGUUUAUUUACCAAAUACUACUCAGAAUGGAAAGGAGGUGGAAAAAACACAAAUGAAUUCUAUAAGACGAUUCCCCGGUUUUACUAUAGGCUGCCAGCUGAAGAUGAAGUCUUACUACAGAAAUUAAGAGAGGAAUCCAGAGCUGUCUUUCUACAAAGGAAAAGCAGAGAACUCUUAGAUAAUGAAGAGUUACAGAACUUAUGGUUUUUGUUGGACAAACACCAGACACCACCUAUGAUUGGCGAGGAAGCAAUGAUCAAUUAUGAAAAUUUCCUGAAGGUUGGUGAAAAGGCUGGACCAAAGUGCAAGCAGUUUUUCACUGCAAAAGUCUUUGCUAAACUCCUUCAUACAGACUCAUAUGGAAGAAUUUCCAUCAUGCAGUUCUUUAACUAUGUCAUGCGAAAAGUUUGGCUUCAUCAAACAAGAAUAGGACUCAGUUUAUAUGAUGUUGCUGGACAAGGAUACCUUCGGGAAUCUGAUUUGGAAAACUACAUAUUGGAACUUAUCCCUACUUUGCCACAAUUAGAUGGGCUGGAAAAAUCCUUUUACUCCUUUUAUGUUUGUACAGCAGUUAGGAAGUUCUUCUUCUUUUUGGACCCUCUAAGAACAGGGAAGAUAAAAAUUCAAGAUAUUUUAGCAUGCAGUUUCCUGGAUGAUUUAUUGGAGCUAAGAGAUGAAGAAUUGUCCAAGGAGAGUCAAGAGACAAAUUGGUUUUCUGCUCCUUCUGCCUUAAGAGUUUAUGGCCAGUAUUUGAAUCUUGAUAAAGAUCACAAUGGCAUGCUCAGUAAAGAAGAGCUCUCCCGCUACGGAACAGCAACUAUGACCAAUGUCUUCUUAGACCGUGUUUUCCAGGAGUGUCUCACUUAUGAUGGAGAAAUGGACUACAAGACCUACUUGGACUUUGUCCUUGCACUAGAAAACAGGAAGGAACCUGCAGCUUUGCAAUAUAUCUUCAAACUGCUUGAUAUUGAGAACAAGGGGUAUCUCAAUGUCUUUUCCCUUAAUUAUUUCUUUAGGGCAAUACAGGAACUUAUGAAAAUCCACGGACAAGAUCCUGUCUCAUUUCAAGAUGUUAAGGAUGAAAUCUUUGAUAUGGUAAAGCCAAAGGAUCCUUUGAAAAUUUCUCUCCAGGAUUUAAUCAACAGUAAUCAAGGAGACACAGUCACUACCAUUCUAAUUGAUCUGAAUGGCUUCUGGACUUAUGAGAACAGAGAAGCCCUUGUUGCAAAUGACGAGAACUCUGCUGACCUUGAUGAUACCUGAUCUCUGGAAGACUAGACUGUCUUCAUUAAGAUGCUUGAAUGCUGCAUAUGAAACCUUUGAAGCAGAAUCCUUAGAAAUGGUCUAAAUAAAACACUUCAUAAGCAAAA
Heterocephalus glaber (naked mole-rat) is the source of this 1973-nucleotide messenger RNA. RefSeq names its product protein phosphatase 2 regulatory subunit B''gamma (gene Ppp2r3c). Gene Ontology annotation, biological process: B cell homeostasis; microtubule cytoskeleton organization; regulation of dephosphorylation. The record is from RefSeq and is a predicted model, not a curated record. Gene Ontology annotation, cellular component: centrosome; spindle. NCBI's taxonomy places the organism in Eukaryota, Metazoa, Chordata, Mammalia, Rodentia, Bathyergidae.